Molecule: messenger RNA, 1317 nt
Organism: Aspergillus affinis
Lineage: Eukaryota; Fungi; Ascomycota; Eurotiomycetes; Eurotiales; Aspergillaceae
Product: G-protein coupled receptor protein
Exons: 6
Coding region: 1-1317 (438 amino acids)
Source: RefSeq, a predicted model, not a curated record
AUGGCGUUUUGUUGGUAUAAUCGUCGCGUACCUAUCCUCAGGGCCCGCGGGUUGCCACUCUCAUAUUCUGCGAUCGCGCUUCUUCACGUGUACUGGAUCCUUGGCCAGAUCACCUAUCCGAUUGGUGCGACCAUGCCAACGAUCCUUGCCUACGAUAUCCAGUACUUCGGCAUGGGUAUCUACUUCCCACUGGGCAUCGCUCUGUUCCACGCCUCCAACCUCCGAUUUCUUCACGUCGCCAAGAUCUCCGAUACCUCUUGGCUGUGUCGCCUUCUAAACAUGGAUUAUAUGAAACGGGCAUUUCUGUUUAUCAGAAUCGGGAUCGUCUUUCAGUUCAUCCUCUCCGUCUGCAUGUGGCUCGCUUGCGCAAAGUAUCAUCCGACAUUCGGGAUUCACGGAAUGGAACUGCAUAGCACAACGGUGCUAGAGCAAAUCAUAGAGCUAGGUCGAGGAUGGGAAUGGCGGCCGUCCAUGUUAUGGCUAGUCAUCUGGACAUGGAUUGCGGCACCGAUGCUUAUUUGGGAAGCUUGGGACAUCCAUGAUACGAUGAGAUGGCGGACUCAAACAGUCGCCUGUUGCAUCUCAAGGAUCCACUUGUCGAUCAUGAUGUUCGAGAUCUUCACUGUAUUCGUUCCCAUCUUCGAAGUAGUCAAGCUCUGGAUGAUAAACAAGAAAACGACCAACUCGAUGACCAAAUUCCAUUCGACGUCCUCGUCCACGCUAUUCCAAAGAGCAGUGUCGGUCGGCACCAAAAACAUUUCCUCAUCGACACUCGCCGAGAAGGGACAGGUGAUCGAAGUUAUGGACGAAUCCACUAGUGAGCGUUUGUACACGAUGGAUGCUCUCGAACAAACUCUCAGCACGAAUGCCAAUGAGCUCCAGGAAUUCGCCGCACUUAGUGAUUUCUCCGGCGAAAAUAUCGCGUUCAUGAGUGAGAUCGCAAAAUGGAAAUCGUCCUGGCCAGAGAGCCUCGACUUCAAUGACGAGCGUCAGACCAUUGGUGCAUUUAAUUUAGGCGCUACGCAUCUACGGGGGCUUUAUCAGUACACAAGAUGUGGAGUUCCCACUGAAUAUCUCCUCGCAGAGCCUCAAGAACAUGGAACGAACUACACGGGAGACAUCCCUGCAGUCUUCGACAUGACCAUAUUCGAUGCCAUUCGGGUCCAUGUUAAAUACUUGGUUUUGACCAACACCUGGCCGAAGUUCGUAGAGUCAAUGCGCCGCCGAUCGAUUGACUCACAGGAUACCGAAUUUUCGGCAGCCUCGGGGACCCCCUUGUUGAGCUGGAUUCCAGAAAAGCGUGCGAAAUUGAAAUAA